UCGGGGCCGAAACUUGGCGAGCGCAGGGUGAAUCCGCGGCCCAGAGCAGGGGAGCAGGACGUGGGUCUGAGCAGCUCGCGGUGACUUCUGCCUGCGCUCCUGCUCCGAAAGCUCAGUUCCGAGCAGACGGCGACCAUGAAGACACCAUGGAAGGUUCUCCUGGGACUGCUGGGUGCAGCUGCGCUUGUCACCAUCAUCACCGUGCCCGUGGUUCUGCUGAACAAAGGCACCGAUGACGCCGCAGCUGACAGUCGCAAAACUUAUUUGCUAACUGAUUACUUAAAAAAUACUUACCGAGUGAAGGUUUACUCCUUGCGGUGGGUUUCAGAUCAUGAAUAUCUCUACAAACAAGAAGAUAAUAUCUUGCUAUUCAAUGCUGAAAAUGGAAACAACUCCAUUUUCUUGGAGAACCGUACAAUUGAAGAGUUCCCACAUUCCAUUAGUGAUUAUUCAGUAUCUCCUGAUGGGUUGUUCGUUCUCUUAGAAUACAACUAUGUGAAGCAAUGGAGGCAUUCCUACUCAGCUUCAUAUGACAUUUAUGACUUAAGUAAAAGACAGCUGAUUACAGAAGAGAGAAUUCCAAACAAUACACAGUGUAUCACAUGGUCACAAGAAGGUCAUAAAUUGGCAUACGUUUGGAACAAUGAUAUUUAUGUUAAAAUUGAACCAAAUUUACCAAGUCAAAGGAUCACAUGGUCGGGAAAAGAAGAUGUAGUAUUUAAUGGAAUAACUGACUGGGUUUAUGAAGAGGAAGUCUUCGGUUCCUACUCCGCUCUGUGGUGGUCUCCAAACAGUACUUUUUUAGCAUAUGCCCAAUUUAACGACACAGAAGUCCCACUUAUUAAAUACUCCUUCUACUCUGAUGAGUCGUUGCAGUACCCGAAGACGGUGCAGAUUCCAUAUCCAAAGGCAGGAGCCGUGAAUCCAACUGUAAAGUUCUUUAUUGUGAAUAUCGACUCUCUCAACUCCACCACCAGUGCCAUUUCCAUGGAAAUCACUGCUCCUGCUUCUGUGUCAACAGGGGAUCACUACUUGUGUGAAGUCACAUGGGCUACACAAGAAAGAAUUUCCCUGCAGUGGCUCAGGAGGAUUCAGAACUAUUCUGUCAUGGAUAUUUGUGACUAUGAUAAGAACAACCUUAGAUGGAAUUGCAUAUUGGCACAGCAACACACAGAAACAAGUUCUACAGGCUGGGUUGGAAGAUUUAGGCCUUCAGAACCUCAUUUUACCUCUGAUGGCAAUAGCUUCUACAAGAUCAUCAGCAAUGGAGAGGGUUACAAACACAUUUGCCAUUACCAAAUAAACAAGGAAGCCUGCACAUUUAUUACAAAAGGAGCCUGGGAAGUCAUUGGGAUAGAAGCUCUUACCAACGAUUAUCUAUACUACAUUAGUAAUGAAUACAAAGGCAUGCCAGGAGGAAGAAAUCUCUAUAAAAUCCAACUUAAUGACUACACAAAAGUGACAUGCCUUAGUUGUGAGCUGAAUCAAGAAAGGUGUCAGUACUAUUCUGUGUCAUUUAGUAAAAUGGCAAAAUAUUAUCAGCUGAGAUGUUCAGGCCCUGGUCUGCCUCUCUAUACUCUGCAUAGAAGUACAAAUGAUCAAGUACUAAGAGUCCUGGAAGAUAAUUCAGCUUUGGAUAAAAUGCUGCAGGAUGUCCAAAUGCCUUCAAAGAAGCUGGACUUUAUUAUUUUGAAUGAAACAAAAUUUUGGUAUCAGAUGAUCUUGCCUCCUCAUUUUGAUAAAUCCAAGAAAUACCCUCUGCUAUUAGAAGUCUACGCAGGCCCCUGCAGCCAAAAAGCAGAUGCUGUCUUCCGACUCAACUGGGCCACUUACCUUGCCAGUACAGAAAACAUCAUAGUAGCUAGCUUUGACGGCAGGGGAAGUGGUUACCAAGGAGAUAAGAUCAUGCAUGCAAUCAACAGAAGACUGGGAACAUUUGAAGUUGAUGAUCAAAUUGAAGCAGCCAGACAAUUUUCAAAUAUGGGAUUUGUGGACAGCCAGCGAAUUGCAAUUUGGGGCUGGUCAUAUGGAGGGUACGUAACCUCGAUGGUCCUGGGAUCGGGAAGUGGCGUGUUCAAGUGUGGAAUAGCUGUGGCACCUGUGUCUCGGUGGGAGUACUAUGACUCAGUGUACACAGAACGUUACAUGGGCCUCCCAACCCCAGAAGACAACCUUGACCGUUACAGGAAUUCAACAGUCAUGAGCAGAGCUGAAAAUUUUAAACAAGUUGAGUACCUCCUUAUUCAUGGAACAGCAGAUGAUAACGUUCACUUUCAGCAGUCAGCGCAGAUCUCCAAAGCCCUAGUGGAUGCUGGAGUGGACUUCCAGGCAAUGUGGUACACCGAUGAAGACCAUGGAAUUGCUAGCAGCACAGCACACCAGCAUAUAUAUACCCACAUGAGCCAUUUCAUAAAACAGUGCUUCUCUAUACCUUAGCACCUCAAAACAGCAUACCAUUUAUAGUUCAUUAAAAAACAUUUUGUUCUCAUUAUCUCAAAACUGCAAUGUUAAGAUGAUAAUCUUUAAAAAUGCACUAAAAUGAAGAAAAUUAAGGUUACCUUUAUUUCCAAAUUUCAUACUUAUGUUCAUAAGUAAGGACUUCUGUCUUCAUGACAGAUUAUUACCUUACAGAAAUUUGGAUUAUUCAUUCUGGUUUUAUUUAUCACUUAAAAUCAUUUCCAUGUCAGCUGCUGAAACAACAAAUAUAAAUUAUUUUUAUGAGAGCUUUGCAUAGGUCCCCUGGGUAACGUUUUCAUUUUUUUCUGGCUAGUCCAAAUCUUGUUCUUUUUUUUAAAGGGAUGACAAGAUGUGGGCAAUGAUGUCACUAGUGCAGGGACAAGAGUAGAGGGUAUAGGGAAAGGAGCUAGCAGAGCAUGGCUACAAACCCAGGUCCAAGCACGCCAACCCCACAGGAUACUGUCAGCUCCCCUCCGAGAAGAGCUGUUCGCAGCCAGACUGGCACAGUUUCUGAGAAAGACUAUUCAAACAGUCUCAGGAAAUCAUAUAUGCAAAGCACUGACUUCUAAGUAAAACCACAGCAGUUGAAUAGACUCCAAAGAAAUGCAAGGGAAACUGCCAGCAAUGUAAGGCCCCCAGGUGCCAGUUAUGGCUAUAGGUGCUAGGAAAACACAGCAAGGGUGAUGGGAAAGCAUUGUAAAUGUGCUUUUAAAAAAAAGGACUGAUGUUUCCUAGUGAAAAGAGGCAGCUUGGAUCUGAGAUGUGAACACAUCAGCUUGCCCUGUUAAAAGUUGAAAAUAUUUGUAUUUCAAAUUCUAACAUGAAGGAGUUCUUGCAUCAAUUUUUCUUGUUUCAUCUCUUUGAGGAUUUUAAUUGAAAAAAAACUUAAUUUCCUCGGAUUCAUUUUUUUUGAAUGGAAAAUAAACUAGAACAUUUGUGUUAUUAUUAUUUCCAUUCUAUGUGCUGUGGAAUUUCUCCUGGUCAUUUAAUAAAUGUACCUUCAUUUUUCA
Marmota monax (woodchuck) is the source of this 3467-nucleotide messenger RNA. RefSeq names its product dipeptidyl peptidase 4 (gene Dpp4). The transcript has 26 exons. The coding region runs from base 136 to 2436 and encodes 766 amino acids. The record is from RefSeq and is a predicted model, not a curated record. Gene Ontology annotation, molecular function: serine-type endopeptidase activity; dipeptidyl-peptidase activity. NCBI's taxonomy places the organism in Eukaryota, Metazoa, Chordata, Mammalia, Rodentia, Sciuridae. Gene Ontology annotation, biological process: proteolysis.